Molecule: messenger RNA, 7532 nt
Organism: Cydia pomonella (codling moth)
Lineage: Eukaryota; Metazoa; Arthropoda; Insecta; Lepidoptera; Tortricidae
Product: actin nucleation-promoting factor WASL-like
Exons: 11
Coding region: 524-2068 (514 amino acids)
Biological process (GO): actin filament organization
Molecular function (GO): actin binding
Source: RefSeq, a predicted model, not a curated record
CGGGGAUCAUUCUCUUUUACUUUCACUAAGACGUAAUUAGAGUGGCAGAGAAAAAUUCCCGCAAUUCCUGUACCUGUGCAGUAAAAUCUAUAAAAUAAAUCCUUUGUUGAAAGAGCCGGGUACAAAAACAAAUUAGAGGCUAAAAACCCAUUUUUUUUAAUUUUUUCUAUAAUUUCAACUUGCUGCUUACUAGUUACUCGUACAUGUUUAACUGUCGUGACAUGUGUGUCACAUUGAGUCAUCUGUCGUUUAUUUUGACAGUAUGGAAUGUAAAAUCUGGCAACAUUAGUUUUAUGAUAGAUGUGGUUUAGAGAGAAAGUUUAUUACUAGUUUUUAAUGUUCGUAGGCGCAAAUAAGGAUUUAAAUUGAGCCAAAAUACCAUAAUAAUUAUUAAUUUUCCAAAUAAAAAACAGUAUCAAAGUAAUUAUACUUAUUCAAUUGAAAAGUAGGAAUGAGUGCCAUCUGGGGCUGUGCCUGUGUGUAGUGAUUGAAGGUAUCCUAGCAUAGAAGUAGCGAAGACAGAAUGCCGAGGGGAGAGCAUAGGCCUAGCGUAUUGUUAAGCCGCGAGGAGAACGAACAGGUUUUCAGUCUCAUCGGACCGAAGUGCCAGAGCUUAGCAACGGCAGUAGUUCAGUUGUUUACUACAGAGGGACCAGCACAUUCAGAAUGGAAGAAAAAGGAUACUGGCAUCUUGUGCUUGGUGAAGGACAACAGCAAGCGGUCGUACUUCUUCCGCAUUUACUGCCUCUACAGGAAGGCAAUGAUAUGGGAACAUGAAGUGUACUUGCAGAUUGAAUAUAAACACCCGAGGCCUUAUUUGCAUACGUUUGAAGCUGAAGACUAUAUGACAGCUUUUAAUUUUGCCAAUGAAGAUGAAGCGAAGGUCCUCAGAAAUAUCCUCAUUGAGAAGAUUGAAUUAAGGAAGCAAAAGCGUGAAGAGCGACGGCAGCGGUCGAUGCUGGCGUCGCGCGCCAACAGCCAGCAGUCGGCGCGCCACAACGGCGUGCCGCCCGCGCCACCCGGCCCGCCGCCCGCGCCCGCCCCCGCACCCGCGCCCGCACCCAUGCCGCACCAUGUGCCCGCGCCGCCUCUUAAAUCUAUAUCAUCUGGUAUGUUGAAGAAUACCAGCAAGAAACCAAAGAUGAGAAAAAUCACAAAAGCUGACAUUGGAAAUCCACAAGACUUCAAGCAUAUAUCCCACGUCGGGUGGGACGCUAACAAAGGUUUUGACUUGGACAACCUGCCGGAGGAGGAGAUGCGGUCGUUCUUCUCGAUGGCCGGCGUGUCGGCGUCGCAGCUGGAGGACUCCAGCACGCGGCAGUUCAUCUACGACUUCAUCAACGAGCACGGCGGCGUCGACGCCGUCAAGGAAGAGCUGCACAAGCCCGACCCCGCGCCCGCACAAGGUGGUGGAGGGUACGGGCGCGGCGCGCCGUCGCCGGCCCCGGCGGCACCCGCGCCGCCCGUGCCGCACCGCAGUCCCGCGCCUCCGCACCCGCCACAGCCGCCCUCACGCGCGCCCCCGCCGCCGCCGGCGCGCGCCGUGCCGCCGCCGCCGCCGCCCGCCGCCUCCCGCAAUCCGCCACCGCCGAGACCCAUUCAGCCACCAUCGAGUGGCCCACCGGCGGUGCCGCCGCCGCCGCCGCCGACGCAGCCGCCGGCGGGCGCGCCGCCGCCGCCGCCCGCGCCGCCCGCGCCUCCCGCGCCGCCCGCCCCGCCGGCACCGCCCGGCCCGCCAAACGCUGCGGUGCCACUGGACGCAAGAGCCGCACUCAUGGAAAGCAUUCGCAGUGGAAACAAGUCUUUAAAGCACGUGGAAGCCGGGUCCAAGCCGGCCGCUGAGGACAACCGGAGCAACUUGCUCAGCGAGAUCCGUCAGGGCGUGGAGUUGCGAUCCGUGCAGGCUUCGCGGCCGACCAGCAACGGCGCGGCGCCGGCGGCGGGCACGGGCGGCGCGUCGGGCCUGGCCGUGGCACUGCGCCGCGCGCUGGACGAGCGCUCGCGUGUCAUCCACUCCUCGGACUCCGACGACAGCGAGCCUGCCACCAGCGACGACGAUUGGGACUAACCGCACUAUGACACCUACUCCCUCCGUUCAUAUUUAUUUUCAACAUUCUACUUUUACGUCCUGAAAUAACAUGCUCGAGGUAAUGUGCUGUAUUUCAGUGUUUGCUUUUUAAGCUCCAUUUUACCUUAUGUGCCGUCUUUUCGCCUUAACUUCUGAUAACUGACUGACAUUUAUACUGACUCACCUCCCAAUAUACAACAUUCUCGACUUUAUGUUAGAAUAAAAUACGAAUAUUAUAGGCACCACUAUACGAAUUCAAGUAGUGUAGAACACCACAACAUACCAUAUAGCCUGGCAUGGCUGGCAAUAGAAAAGUGCGGUAAAUUUAACAAAUGUACGCUUUGUAAGUUGACCUGCAUUUGGUUGGCAUCAUAAAAUAACCUAGCAAUAGUAAUAGAAGUCAUAUCAUGCAAUGAGUUUGUAUGUAGAGGUAAGCUGUACUGUAUGUAUAAUGAAUGUGUAUAUAUUGUAUCUAAUUGUAGAAAAUUGACUGACAAAACAAUGGUGAUUUUAUAAUUAUAGCAUUUUUGUCAUAAAUACGAUUAUUUCCAGUUUUUGGUUGUUACUGUCUCAAGUGAAAAAAACUAUAUAAUAGCAAUAUGAACACCACAAAUUUACUAAAUAUUGACAUAUUAUACCAACUAAAUAGAUUGGACUUAACCAUGACAUUCAGAAAAUUCCAAUUUCCAUCUACGCCCACGACGUACACUUUUUACAAUAUAGUAAAACAAUAUACUUAAUUGGUAUAUUUUUAGUCGGCAACCAUUAUGGUUGGACUAUGAUAGUCAUUGUAUGGUUUUAGUUAAAAUAUUUAUUAGUUUAGUUUAUUAUAAGCGUGUCGAUAGCAUUACCUUUGAGGUAUUUGGUAUAUUGUACGGACACGCGUUGAAUGUACGAUUCAUAUUGGUCAAGCUGGACGGAACCUAUUUGGAGCACCUUAUUACGCGCCAAAAAGGAAUUUAAAUAUUUUGUAUAAUAAAGUAUUGUGCCGGAAUAUUACUCGACCGCAAUCAGAAUACGGUUUGAAAGAUUUAGAUUUAUUUCUUUCAUAAUAUUAAAUUACAAUAUAAAUAAUUUUAAGCUAAUCUAUAUGAAUUUAUAUUAUUAUCGUCAACUAUUUAUUAUAUGCAAUAUCACGACAGAAAAAAUAUCAAAUAUCAAUAGCAAAAUGAAUUCACAAUGUCAAAUAAAUAUUGGGAAAUAAUAAUACAAUGUCGAAUAAUAGCAUUAUUAUGGAUAAGAUGUCAAAAUGGCUACUUAUACUCAAGCUCAAGGCAUUACAAUAUUAAAAUAAAAUAACAAUUAUCAUAUCAAUUCACAAUAUUAAAUGUCAUUUCCAUGUAUUUUUUUACAGAAUAUAAUGGAUUAUCCAAUUAAAAAGAUCUUAAUUGGCGUUCAAAUUCUUCGUCGGAAGGUUCGGUUUGCAAUUCUGAUAUUUUAGAGCAGCUUUAUAAUUUAAUUAUACACCCAUAAAACCCGACAGAUUUGAAGGGUGUAUUCUUGACCACAAAAAGAGAUAAUUUUUUUUAAUCGGUUGCGUAAUGUUUUGUGACUGGGAAAUGUUAUGAUAAUGACAAUUCAUGUGAAAAUUUGUUUCUGUAAUAAUAACUCAGUGAAAAACGCCCCUUUGCUGCGACGCUGCCACUAUGUGACUUGGUUUAGGCAUAUCUAAUGACAGACAUUAAAGUUUGAAAGGAAACUCGCAAAAUGUAUCUGUAAAUAAAUUAAAAAAAAACGUCACAAUUAAUAAGGUUGCUCUAGAGGUUUAUGGCAAAAAGGAAAAAACAUAUAAUAUAAUAAUUAAUAUAAUGUUAGUUUAGGCUGUAAUUAACACACUUUCGUAGUUUUAUAAAAAAUGGACUAAUUUUAUUUUUUCAUACAAAAUAAUUCAGCAAGCAAUGUAGCAUGCAAUCUAUCACUACUUUUUAACUCAAAACGUCUCAUUAAUGACGCGAUGUCACAACUGUUUAUUUAGGGCUCCCAAUCUUGAUAUCUACAUCAGUGAAGCUGAUAGGCCGUGUUUCAUUGAUUGAAUGAAAUGAAGAUGACUGAAUUCAUUUAUGGUAUCACACGAAAUCGGAUCAGCGGUUUAACCCUUUACCAGGCUAAGGGAGAUAUAUUCCCCACAUAUGGCACUUCAAACUUGUGUUCUAUUUCCGAUGAGUAAGACUGAUAUUCGAUUUUCAUUUUUGAACUGUCAGCCUGAUAAAGGGUUAAGCGUGGAGUUUUAAAGUUUUUUUUUUUUAAUUUUGUUUUUACUUCGAAAUGGUGACAACUGACAAUGAGAUACUAGAAAUGAAUAUGGCCAACAUUUUUCAAAGCAUUUCCUUCUAUACCUUCUUAUUGCUUGGCCAGGCUCAGGAAUGCAUGGUUAAAAUCUGUCGGGUUAUAUGGGCCCACGGUGUAUACUUAGAUUUCUUGCACUUUUUCAAAAUUACGUUAACAUGGGGGUCGCAAGGCGGCUCGCAGAAGCUCUAGUAGAUAAUUGCAAUGACAAUAAACAGUCACUGCACACAUAUUUCACCGCCAUUCUGAUUAAAUAUUGUGCCAUUUAGUAACUAUUCAGUAUUUGAAUACGUACUUACUUGCACGCCGCUUUGCUCGGUCCAGAGCAAUCUCUACCUCCACUCUAUCCGCCCAACGAUAUUUAGGAUGACCAACAGGACGGCGUCCAGUUGGUCGAUCUAAGUAAACCCUCUUGACUGCCCGAUUGUCACCCAUCCUUUCGAGGUGGCCAAGCCAGCGGAGACUAUGUGCUUCGGUCUCACCUAUUAUAUUCGGCUCGGCUAUUAGUUGUUCUAUUUCGGCAUUCUUUCGAAUCCUCCAACUGCCAUCGUCUCUUUUGACGUUCUGUGACUAGAAGGCUGUUCUCCUUGAGUGUUAAUGUUCAAGCCUCACUCCCAUACAUCAGGAUGGAGCGGAUCAGGGUCUUAUAGAUCCGUAGCUUAGUGCAUCUACUAAGAAGCUGGGACACCAACACCUUACGGAGCGCAGCGCAGCACUGCAGCUUUAUUUGAAUAACUAAAACUAUAAAAAAUUAGAUUUUUUUUUUUUUCAAGUUUUAAAACCACGUAUUUUCAUUCAUCUGCACACUGUUCGACAUUGACAAUGUCUUUUCUAGUCUCGUAUUGUAGCAAAUUUAGUCUACUUUAUAAACGCAUUGAGAAGGCACAAUCACGACUAGUCCUUUAGGGUUAUUAUCGACUAAAUCUAAAAAAGUACGAAAUGUUCGCGGUUUUCUAAAUUUUUGACAAAGUUGCGUUCGGCGCUCGAGGUCACAAAUUUGGAUUAUUUAUUGGGCGAUCAUCAUAAUCAAGCCUGCAUAAAAUAAGAACUACCGGAUUUGACGCAAACGAACCCUAUUACAAAAAUCGAAUAAGUUACUAGAUUGAACCGUAAAUGUUAUGUUUUACUCUAGUUAUAUUACAUGGGUAAUAUGCCUCUUAAUAUCAAUGCUGCUAUCACCAAGUUUUUACCUCUGGCCGUGGUCCAUAUACAACAAAUAUUAUCAAUAAUGUUAACCCAUUCAGGGCCAGCGACUCAGCUUAUUGGUCAUGCUCAAACAGUUCCGCAGGGCCAGUGACUCGCAUGUGAGUCAUGAAUAAAUUCUGAUUUAAACAUAAACGAAAUUUAACGUAAUAACGUACUCGUACGUAUCCACUAGGUUAUCCAUUUCUAUAAGGUAGGUAUAUUAUGAUAAAAAUUAUAAAAGCGUUUGUUUAAUGAAAAUAGAGCUUAGAAUAUUCAUUUUUGGUUUACUAUCAGUGCAAUAAAGUAAAUGUAGCCGCCGUGCAGGUCAGGAUCUCGACGACUCAAACAAAACUUCGAUUUAUAAUGAAGUGAAGUAUAAUCUUCCAAAAGGUACUGGUUAACAAGGGUUCUUGCUAAAACUGUUAAAUGUAGAAAGUGGGUGUUGAUAGUUUGGAGGAUUAUGAAAGAGUGAUUUUCAAUAUUUGAUCGUCUACCGACAAACAAACAAAGGUGGUUCUACAAAAGUGGUUUAAAUUUAGGUGCUUCUAAUUGGCGAUACAAAAUAUUUGGAGCGCUCCUAUUGGUGCUUUUGAAAAGCCUCCGAAUACUGCCGAGCCCGACGGCUGCGUCUAGGUACCGCAUUGGGAAUAUUUUAUAUAAUAAGUUGCAUUCGCAACAGUAAAUAUACUGAAAUUCUAGAUACAUAAGCAUUGCAAGCAAACAGAUAAAUCCAUAUUUCAAAGAUACCAAAAAUAUGUAUAUUUUUGAAGUUAUUGACAUGGCUCAGGGUAUGGGUCACCGUGGCCUGGCGCUACUUGUGAAAACUACAAAAGUUUCCGUAGUAGGCUAAAAUAAACUUUAUUGGCUGGUUUCAUAUUGAAGCUGUUUGAUAUUGUACCAUUUUACAACCGAUUACUGUUUGGAUGAUGGCACGCAACAUUUACCAAACCGUGGUAUAAUGAUAUUUUGUUUUGUGUGAGGGGUAAGGCAACGAGGAUUUUAUCCCACUGUAGUUUUGUGUCAUAAUAUUUGGUGAUCGUUGUAUGGUAUCUUAGGCAAUUACCCAUUAACAAUGAUGUUAAUAUUCAUUCUUUUUUUUUCGUUUCAAUAUAAAACAAGGCAGUUGAAACGGUCACCACUAACUAAUAUUGUAUUAUCAUAAUGGUGUGUGACAAAUAUUUACAAGUAUUAAAAAAUGUUUUGUGUUGUGUCAGGGGUAAGGCAAGGGAAAUGGGUCAAAUAGAACUGCUAACAUUUGACCCAUAAAACAAAAACAAACACAGCAAGUUAAAUAUGUAAAAAGAUAAAAAGUUCAUUCCUACAAACUGCAAUGUUUUUUUUUAUAGGCACUGAAAAAUGGUGGUUAGUUAAAAUGUUGUUCAACUGGCCGGCUUCAUAAGAGGCGAUUUAUUUACCGUACGCACCAGGCCCGGGACCCAUAAGCUGAGUCAUACGUUUUAGCUAAAAACGGUGUGUAUGGUGGCCCAGCGUAUUGUGUACACUCGACGGGCCUUGGCCAUGAGUGGGUUAAAUACCUGUUGCACGGUUGUAUGGUGUACGGAACUAUUUUGCCACUUUGACUGCUACAAAGUAUUUGACGCUGUCUGAACCUACAUUAUAUGACGUUUAAUUUCACGAAUUUGAAUUGUAACCGUUGAAUAUGCAACUAUCAAAAUCGACAUUUGUAUAAUAAAAAAAGAUAGCAAGAAACCGAGGCGGUCACAGGUGGGAAUAUACUCUCGCAUCAACAUUCCAUGCAAUUCUUGCUGGCUAAAGCAGGAACAUCAAAAUUACUCAUACUAAGAAUUGAUAUUUAUAUGUAUAGUAGAUUUAAACAUUGUAUAAAAAGCGCAAAGCUAUUUUUAUAAAUAUUAAUGUUUUUGAUUGUUAUUUGUAAUAUUACCAAUUGUAUCUUACUGGAAAUUUGACUAACAAAUCAUGUUAUUAUCGCAUGUAACACUAUGUUGACUAAAUAAAUAAUGAUUAAUUUAAA